Messenger RNA from Lepisosteus oculatus (spotted gar), 9619 nucleotides. Lineage: Eukaryota; Metazoa; Chordata; Actinopteri; Semionotiformes; Lepisosteidae. The record is from RefSeq and is a predicted model, not a curated record.
AUUUUCGCCUGUAAUCUGAUUACCAGCCUGAGCUGCUUUAGCAUGCAGCCUAUUGCGAUGCAUGCACUGUAUUCCCUAAGCCCAUCGAUAGCUUGACAGCUUCAGUCUGUUCAGGACUGCUAGUAGGAAUCUCUACACACUGCCUUGUAGGCAGGCCUUGUGCUGCAUCUAUACUGGUUGAGGAAUAGCUGCUACCUCUUUUCCUGUUGUUGGCAUUUUCUCCCUUAUUGCAACAAUGUUCAGGAACCCCUGGAUCUCUAAUUACGUCGGCGCUAUGAAGUAUUGUGGACAAGGUUUUGGAAGUGAGACUCCAGUCAAACUUGGGAAGCCAAGACUAUUUCAGAAGAGAGCAUUAAGUUUUCAGAAAGAAUUUUCUUUUGAAGACAAAGAAGAAUUUGCAAAGAGUACCAGAGAUAUUGAUGCUAAUAUUUUGGCAGUCCUUCCAAAAGUUUCAGAACUAAGGAAACGUUUUGAACCCGACUGCUCAGCUGUGUUGGAAAUGAACAGGAAAGAGAGAAUUGCCAGGCGGUUAGAGGGGAUUGAGAGUGACUCCCAGCCAGUCCUGUUACAGAGCUGUGCUGGGUUAGUGUCUCAUCGCCUGCUUGAAGAAGACACUCCACGAUACACUCGGGCCUCUGAUCUCUGCAGUCCAUGCGCAGUAGUGAGAAGGUUUAGUAAGGAAGAACUCGAGAUCCCGGAGACCACCCAGGUCACUGCUUCAGAGAGGAUGUCCAGAGCUAGAUGUCGACCUGAGCCUCAAGCGGGCCUCACGGAGUCGACGUAUAGCUCCGGAGCCCUGGACACCGCGGGCCUGGAGUCCAAGGCCGAGAGGAUAGCCAGGUACAAGGCGGAAAGGAGGCGCCAGUUGGCCGAGCGGUACGGCAUCUCUCUGGACCAGGAGCUGGACGUGGACUACUCGUCCCGGUACGCACGCGUGCGGAAGGAGCCGGACCCGGCCGAGAGGCGCCCCCCAGCGGAGCCCAACGAGCAGCAGCGCCAGCGAGACGAGGAGGAGAGCCGAGAUCUGAGCUCCCUGUACAGCACCCGAACGGGACUCGCGAGAGAGUCGAAACAACAGGCGCCCUCCGGAGCGAACGCUUCCCGAGAGGCGGCGGCGGACGGCUUCUCGGACCGGGAGAAGGCGAUGAAUUUGGAGAAUUACAGGCGGGCCCAAGACAGGAGUGCCACGGCAGGGCUGUAUGAUCAGUCAUCCUUUGCGGAUAUUUCCACCUCUGCCAAGGUGCCAGGAAAGGAGCUCUCCCUUACUGGGGUGCCAAGCUCUCCUCAAGCUGGACGCCGCUCCUCCCUUCCAUCUCCAAAGCAUGGCAUAUCUCCUGGUGACCUCUUCAUUGAGCAACAAGCCCACAACAUUCUCCACAGACAAGGCCCUGUGGUAAAACCAAAGAGCGAUUGGUUUCUUCAGAAAGAUUCAGAAGGCGAGACACAAUCUCUUAUCAACUGGCCCUCCAGAAUUAAAGUUAGAGAGAGACUGGCGAAAGAGGAAGGUGUGCGAGGAAGCCCGGAACUUGUCAAAGAAACGGCAGCUUCCAGGAGACAUCUGCAGGUGUCUGCUCCUUACAUGCGUGUUCAUGACUCCUGCGCUUUCGAUAGGGUGGCCCAAGCUCACCCUAGCCCUGCUCGCCAGCCGGCCUAUGGAUUCGUCCAGCCUGCUGGCCAGGCUCAGAGUGCCAAGUCUGUAACAGCGGGGGAGACGGAAGGUGGCGGUUGUCAGCGCAGUCCCUCGCUCCCAGUAAGCUCUGCAACAAAAGCAGAGGGCACCCGUGAGGAGGAGCCUGAUGGAUGGUUCAGUGGAGAAUAUAGCCAUGGGCGCCAGUCAGAUGAUAAGCAGACAGUCAGAACUGAGGGCCUCCUGAAGAGCAGGAAGGCAGUCCUGCCUUCAGAAAUCCGCAAGAGGGAGAAGAAUCGGGAGGAAUUUCACAGCCCGCGAGACGACGAAGAACCCGGAGCCUCUUCCCACUCCGCGCACAGGCGACGUGCUGAUUGGGAAGAAGUCGGGUCUCCAUGGCAGGCGGUCGAUUACCAGAGCAGAACAAAAGAAGGCCCACAGAAAAGCGAUGCUGCCGCGUGUCGUCAAAGGGCAUCGGCACUGGCUCCAGCAAGGCACCGGAGUCCGGGCCGGGAGGUGUCCACAGCCAAGCACAAGAUGCUGACCCGUUCGAUGUCGGACUUUGGGGUGGCGCCAGGGGCGCCGGUCUUCAAAAAUCUAGAUCGGGAUCCAAACCGAGAGAUGGUGUUCUACGGUUCUGAAAGUAGCGUGCCAAAUGGAGACCUCAGUGCAGUAGAUACAAGGGUGUCUGUUGCACAGCUCCGCCAUACUUAUCUGGAAAGUGCCAAUGCCAACAAGAAGCAAGAACUGGAGGCUAAGGUAGAGCUGGCAACAUCGGGUCUCGAUUCGGCUGGCAAAGCUGAACGGGAAAGGGGCACCCGGAGGCCAAGGCGCUAUAUUUCCCCGGGAGAAAGUAGAAAGACCUCUGAGAGGUUUAGGACUCAGCCUAUCACUUCAGCAGAACGUCUGGAGACCGAUAGGUCAUGUCUGAGUCCUGAGCUACAGAAUACUGAAGUGGAUGAAGAGAAGCUAGAUGAACGAGCAAAGCUGAGUGUAGCUGCCAAGAGGUCACUUUUCAGGGAAUUGGAAAAAAGCGUUGAAGCGUCGGCCGGACCUAAACCGCGUUCCCGGAACGCCGCGGUAGAAAGGAGGCUGAGGCGUGCCCAGGAUCGCUCACGCACGCAACCCGUCACCACCGAGGAAGUCGUCAUUGCAGCAACUGUACCUGCUUCGUCCUCACAAACUGUGACUGUCCACACCACAGUCGCCAGAAUCCCUAGCCCCACUGUAGUAAGCACUUCUGUGCACAGCACCAGCUUGCAAGCAUCUUCACACCAGAGCGCUUUAGCCCGAGAGCAGGCGAGGGAGACCGGGGAAACCAAGAAAACCAGCGACGAGCAGGAGUCGGAGGAGCCCGACCUGUCCACUCUCAGCCUGGCGGAGAAGAUGGCUCUCUUCAACCGCCUGGCACAGCCUGCCACCAAAGUGGUGUCCAGGGCCAGGACCGACAUCCGGCAGAGGAGAGCCAACGCCCGCUACCAAACGCAGCCCAUCACCCUGGGAGAGGUGGAGCAGGAACUAGUACCUAAAAGCCCUUCUCCGCCAACCAGUGAAACUUCCGAACACCUGCAGAGAACGUUAUACUCGGUUCACCUGCAGAAUGGAGGAGGUGGAAAGCUAGGACCUUUGUCAGCGUCAAUUGUGAAGUCGGUAGCGGCUGCAACUUCUCAGGCAGCCGCAGUGUCAACUGUCCACGCAGGGGAUAUACACCGGGGGAAGCCUACGGCCGCCGCCGAGAGCUCUCUGCCCUCCGCGGGCGAGUCUCCUGAGAGAGCAGCUCCCAGGUACCACAGCCCUGCAGCCCCAGCUUUCACAGAGCAGCAGCAGCAGGCAGCAGAAAUCAAAGGCGUGUUUCACAGCUACUCAGCUGCUGGGCAGCGACAGGAAGAGGCACCAGGAGCAGCACGAGAAGAAAGCAGCAGCAGCAGCAGCUACAGAAGAAAGCACGGCUCUCCAAACGGAGACGGCAGGCAACUAGGACCCCUGCAGCCAGGUGGGAGCGAGUGGGAUGUGGACAUCCGGCCCCUGAGGCGCAGCCCUCCCAGAAGAAGCAGCAGGGAGCAGCUCAGCCCCGACACCUCGCCGGCAGUCGAGCCCUGGAGCCUCUUGAAGACAGACAGCGCCGUUCUUCAGGAGCGGCAGGAGGCCAGGGGGGUCCUGAAGGAGAGGCACCCCCAACGGGAGCUGUUUGAGUCUGAGAGUGUCCAAAAAUCCAGGGCAGCUGUCUCGGAGCUGCUGGAACCCAGUGCUUCCCUCAGAGUCGGCGCUGCAACAGCAAGGAGUGUCUCUCAGUCUUUCAAUGUGCUGCCCUCAAUACUGCAGCCUUCAGAGCUGAGCGAAGACGCAGGCAACAGCAUCAACUCAGAGCUCCCCUCUGCCAAGCAACACGAGCCUGACAGGAGUGAGGAGCUUUCCGACACCAUGACGACUAAACAGCUGUCCAUCAAAGAGAGGCUGGCUCUGCUAAAGAAGAGUGGGGAGGAAGACUGGAGAAACAGGAUCAACAAGAAGCAGGAUGUUGUCCGAGUGGCUGUUGCAGAGCAUCACGUGCAGCUUUGGGAGGUUGAGCAGAGCUUCAAAAAGAAGGAGGAAGGGGUGAUAAUUGACGGCAGUGCUGUCACUGAUCAGCUCUGGGAACCUGUCUAUGCUUCUACUUAUUCUCCUCCUCCUAUACCUACUGGCCAUAAAUGUCAGUAUGUUGUACCUUAUAACCAGGUCAGUCCUCCCAGCGUUAGGGAGUCCAGCCCCCUGCAGGCGGAUGAGCGUCACCCAUGGCGAUGGAAGAGAAUGGGAGAGGAGAUUGAAGCCCAAAUGACAAUUGAAGAGAGGAAGCAGCUAAUUUCUGCCCGGGAGGAGGCCUGGAAAACAAAGGGCAAGGGGGCAGCUAAUGACUCCACCCAGUUCACUGUUGCAGCACGGAUGGUCAAGAAAGGCUUGGCGUCCCCUUCUGCAAUAAGUCCAGUGGUGUCACCUGUCUCGACCAGACUGAAGAGCAAUGCAGCUGCUAUGUUGAAACCUCAGGAGGAAAUGGCGGAAACACCCGAAACAACAGCAAAUAUUGAAGCCAGACCAGAUAUCCACUUGGAAUCAGACAGAAAGCUUGAUAAACUGGAGUCUUUCUUGGGGCGACUCAACAACAAAGUGGCUAGCUCACAGGAGGCAACACUCUCGGUAACUGAGAAGACAGUGAAGGAAGUGAUGACAUUAGACGACGAAGUAUUCUCCAAAUUCUACCGUCAUCUAUCCGAUUUCCCCCAUAUGUCCAGCAGGAUUGAGAUUGAUGAUGAUUUUGAUGACAUCUUUGGUACUCAAGCACCAAAGCUAACCUCCGCCAUGGUAGAACAUAAGCGUGCAGUGAGGCCCAUGCGCAACGUCCAGUCCUCCAAAAACCCCCUGAAGCUGCUGGCUGCCCGGGAUGACAUCCGCCAUGAGUACACUGAGCAGCGGCUCAACGUUGCCUUCUUGGAAUCCAAGAGGAUGAAAGCGGAAAAAAUGAACAAGAAUUCAGGAUACUCUGAGGUGGCACUAGCUGGACUGGCAAGCAAAGAGAAUUUCAGCAGUGUCAGCCUUCGGAGUGUAAACAUCACCGAGCAGAUGUCCAACAACAGCGCUGUGCCCUACAAGAAACUCAUGCUGAUGCAGGUCAAAGGUAGGCGGCAUGUGCAGACAAGACUGGUUGAGCCACGAGCAUCAUCGCUGAACAGUGGAGAUUGUUUCCUGCUGGUGACACCUCAUCACUGCUUCAUUUGGAUAGGAGAGUUUGCCAACGUCAUUGAAAAAGCUAAAGCUUCAGAGCUUGCUACAUUCAUCCAGACUAAACGGGACCUGGGUUGUAGAGCAAACUAUGUCCAAAUCAUCGAGGAGGGAAUUAAUACUCACAGUCAUGCAGCAAGGGAGUUUUGGAAUCUUUUAGGAGGGCAGACCAAUUACCAGUCUGCUGGAAGUCCAGAGGAGGAUGAGCUGUAUGAAAGUGCAAUAGUUGAGACCAACUGUAUUUAUCGCCUUGUGGAUGACAAGCUGGUCCCUGACGAUGAUUACUGGGGGAAGGUGCCCCGUUGCACUCUGCUGGACUCCAAAGAGGUGCUGGUUUUCGACUUUGGCAGUGAGGUGUACGUGUGGCAUGGGAAGGAGGUCACACUGGCUCAGAGGAAGGUGGCGUUCCAGCUGGCAAAGUACCUCUGGAACGGCACCUUUGACUACACCAACUGCGACAUCAAUCCUCUGGACCCUGGAGAAUGCAACUCUCUCAUACCAAGGAAAGGGCAGGGGCGUCCUGACUGGGCCAUCUUUGGCAGACUUACAGAGCACAAUGAAACCACUUUAUUUAAGGAAAAGUUUUUGGACUGGACUGAUUCAAAAAAAGCACCACCAAAGAAUGGAAGUGAGCAAGUCAGUGAACAGAAGACCUGUGUAAAACUGCAAGGCGGGGCUGUUGUUGCAGUGGGGAAGAGGCAGAACCCAGAGCAGGUGCGAAGCGCCGCAGCAGGAAAAGAGAAGUGUGCCUACUUCUUCUGGCAGGGCCGCAACUCCACCGUGAGCGAGAAGGGCACGUCCGCACUGAUGACCGUGGAGCUGGAUGAGGAGAGGGGAGCUCAGGUCCAGGUGCAGCAGGGCAAAGAGCCCCCUUGUUUCCUGCAGUGCUUCAGCGGUGGGAUGAUUGUGCAUUCUGGGAAGAGGGAAGAGGAAGAAGAAAAUACGCAAAAUGACUGGCGGUUGUACUGUGUACGAGGAGAGAUCCCGGUGGAGGGUAAUUUGCUGGAGGUGGCGUGUCACUGUAGCAGCCUGCGUUCCCGGACAUCCAUGAUCCUCCUCAACAUAAACAGAGCCGUUAUCUAUCUUUGGCACGGAUGCAAGGCUCAGCCCCACACCAAGGAAGUGGGGAGGACUGCAGCCAACAAGAUAAAAGAACAAUGUCCGUUAGAAGCUGGGUUGCACAGUAGCAGUAAAGUGACCAUACACGAGUGUGACGAGGGGUCAGAGCCUGUUGGUUUCUGGGAAGCACUUGGAAGACGAGAUCGCAAAGCAUACGACUGCAUGUUGCAAGAUCCGGGUAAAUUCAACUUUACACCACGACUGUUCCAGUUGAGCAGCUCCUCGGGGGAGUUUGUUGCUACUGAGUUUUUUUACCCUGCCAGAGAGCCAGAGCUGGUGAACUCUCUGCCCUUUCUGCAGGAGGACCUCUACACUGCCCCACAACCAGCCCUGUUCCUGGUUGACAAUCAUCACGAAGUGUACCUGUGGCAGGGCUGGUGGCCCCAGGACAGCGAGAACACCGGCUCGGCCCGGAUCCGCUGGGAUGCCGACAGGAAGUGUGCUAUGGAGACUGUGCUGCAGUACUGCAGAGAAAAGAAAGAGAAGAAGCCCCCCAAAUCGUACCUGAUCCACGCAGGGCUGGAGCCCCUCACCUUCACGAACAUGUUCCCCAGCUGGGAGCACCGGGAGGAUAUCGCCGAGAUCACCGAGAGGGAGGCAGAGGUGUCCAAUCAGAUCAUCCUGGUGGAGGAUGUGCUGGCGCGCCUCUGUCAGACCACGUACCCCCUGGCUGAGCUGCAGGCCAGACCCCUCCCCGAGGGAGUGGACCCCCUCAAGCUGGAGAUCUACCUGUCCGACGAAGACUUUGAGGGUGUAGGGGCUUCUGGGAAGACUGCGUUAGAAUUGACGAGAGAGGAGUUUGAUGCACUGCCAGGCUGGAAGCAGGUGAACGUGAAGAAAGCCAAAGGCCUGUUUUAGGCAGAAUGCAGAUCUGAUGAGUGAUUGUACUGGACCUGCCACUGAGAUCACUUUAUUCACCCUUCGGACCAGCGGGCGCGAGGAGUCUCUCCCCACGCCCCUUGGAGAUCUAGGAAGAAAUGAAAUGAUCAAGGAUUCUGGUGUACUUGCCUGUUGUAGCGUUUUUUGUUUUCCCAAUAUUAUGUUUAGGAGAACCCUCAAUAUUAUUUCUUGAGUGGAUUUGUCAGGUUCAGAUCAGGCAAUGCUUUUGUAUGCAUAGUCCUUACAUGCACUUAAAAUAAGCAGCUGUCCCUAUGACGGUUGCAAAAUAUCACUUGGACACAUACUGCCUAUGAAUUUUGAUAUGGUUCUCUUCAUAAGGUGUUACUUUGUGUGUGUUUGUGCAUUAUACAGAAUCUAUAUUUAUAUAAACACCUUAGAGAAAAAAAUACAAUGUAUUCACUUUGAAGGGUUUGUGUCGUAUGUUGAUUAGGAAAAAAUGCUUGUAUUAAAAUGGAAAUACAUGCCACAUUCUUUUUUUUAUGCAUUCUGAAAUAUUUGCUGUUAUCAACAGGUAACACAUUGUGUCCUCUGUAAUCUUUCAGGUGCUAAGCUCAAAGAAAAUGUAUUUUUAAAGGCAUGGAAUUCAGAGAAAAGAAAUACAUUCUUUCUAUAUAAUUCAAACAAUGUAUAGUGCCUUGCUUUUGUGUACAGUUUAUAUACAGAAAGAUACUAGUCUGCAUUUUGAAGACUUUUUCUUUUGUGAUAAAGAAAAUUAGAAAAAUAAACACUUGAGAAAUGAAAAUAAAAAGCUUCUUUUUGGUUAUUGAAAUGCUAGAAUGUAUUGACUUGUGCAAAAUAUAUAAUUUAUUUAAAUAUUAGUCUCUGUGUUCAAAUAAAGGGAAAGAUAAUGGCAGAAAGAUUACAGUGAUCGCUGGUAUCUUUCCUGUAUGUGCAAAUAUUUUUGUCGACCUGCCUUCUUCGAAAGGCAAGAGAAGGAAGGACAUAAUUUAGUCUGUCACAUAUGUAACAGCAUUACUGUCUUAUUUAUUAUUGCUCUUUUUUAUUCUUAAUCACCAGGUUAAGGGGAGGCCUUACCAUGACCACAAUGUCUAUAGCACCAUUAGAAAAAUAUUUGUGUUGAAGUGAAUACCCAGCUACAGCCAGUUUUACAGCAAGUAAUCAUUCUGAACACUUUUAGAGGGUAAAAAUACCAUUCUUGACAUAACAUUAUGCUGUAUCUUAAGGUCAUUAUUAAAGGAUACAAUUACUUAACUUGAUAGCAUAACCAGAGGAGGAAGCUGUUUAAUGGAGUGUUUAUAAUAGUUGGGCGCCUUUAUGUGGGGGAAAAUACUUUAACAGCAGUUUAUCUUAGCUACAAUGACCAGUAAUUUAAAUGAUGAGCCAUUGAGAAGAAUUGUGGAAAAUGUAAUUCAAAUUAAAUUUGUUGAUAGGGUAGUUUAAAAUAAUCACAACCUGGUGCAGUGAAACCAAUAUUAUUAUUAACCAAUGCACUUUAUUGAGUUUGUUUUUUCUGAAUAAAAAUAAAGACUCCUAAAGAUGGUGGUAUUGCCAAUGUCUGGUAUUAUAAAUUAUUUCUCAAGUGGUUUCAGUUAGCAAUCUUGAUAAGACAAAUGUGGAUAUUACAUUGGAGUCUGAGUCUGCAUAGGCAGACUUGAUGUAAUAUACAGUACUUUGUUUCACCGGUAUAAAACCUACAUUUUGUAACAGCUGGAUCAUGGGAGCCUUAUUGGUUCACAUACUUUCAAAGGUUCACAUUGUAAACAUAAACCUAAAGCUUUAACUUUCACAUUUUUCUAUUAGAUUGUCAUUUUAAAAUAAUCCAACCUUUUUAUUACCCAGAAUUUCUUUUUUUUAAGAUGGUUUCUUAUUGAAAUCAUUUUAAAAUUCUGAUAGUCUUAAUUUUGUGUUCUGCUGUUCUAACCUCCUGGUGCUUGUCAUGUAUGCUUUUCUCCAGCAGGGGACGCUGCAAGCCUUGUAAUCACUGUGCUGUUUUCUGCAAGCAUUUCACUUUUGUUUUUGCCCAGUGCAUUGGCAGCAGCUGCAUCAUUCCUUUAUCUUACUGUUUGUGUAAGACGUGGUUUGAAAGAAAACUAGUGCAUCUACUGUAAAUUUUCUUAAGGAAAUGACCCUUCAAAAUGUAUCAACAUUGUUGCAUAUGUAUAUGUUCUUCUCUGUUCACACUCUGGUUACACUCUUCUCCAAAGAGUAUCAAUGUGUAUAAUUGUAGGGUUUUUUCCCAUUAAAUAACAUUAAUUUCAA